AGUCGCCGCCGAGCGCUCCCCAUCGCCUCUCCGCCCCGCGCCGCCCUCCCGCCGCAGUUCCGUCUCUCCGCCGGCUCCGGGCGAGGCAGAAGCGGGGCUCGGGGCGGCCGCCGGGGCCGCUGCCCGCUUCCCCGCCGCGGGGCUGUGCGAGCCGGCGGCGGGGGGCAUCGGAGCCGCCUCCAUGUUCCAGCUGCCCAUCCUCAAUUUCAGCCCGCAGCAGGUGGCCGGGGUAUGCGAGACCCUGGAGGAAAGCGGGGACAUUGAGCGCCUGGGGCGCUUCCUCUGGUCGCUGCCCGUGGCCCCGGCGGCUUGCGAAGCGCUCAACAAGAACGAGUCGGUGCUGAGAGCCCGGGCCAUCGUGGCCUUCCACACGGGGAACUACAGAGAGCUCUACCAUAUCCUGGAGAACCACAAGUUCACCAAGGAGUCCCACGGCAAGCUGCAAGCCCUCUGGCUGGAAGCGCACUACCAGGAGGCGGAGAAGCUGCGGGGCAGACCCUUGGGGCCGGUGGACAAAUACCGGGUGAGGAAGAAGUUCCCUCUGCCGCGCACCAUCUGGGACGGCGAGCAGAAGACGCAUUGCUUCAAGGAGCGGACGAGGCAUUUGCUGCGGGAGUGGUACCUGCAGGACCCUUACCCCAACCCCAGCAAAAAGAGGGAACUGGCUCAGGCCACGGGACUUACCCCCACGCAGGUGGGCAACUGGUUCAAAAACCGCAGGCAAAGGGACAGGGCGGCGGCCGCCAAGAACAGGCUACAGCAGCAGGUCCUAGCGCAGGGCUCGGGGCGCUCGCUGCAAGCGGAGGAGGAGAGCGGCGGGGAGGCGGGGGGGGCGGCCUCCAGCCCAGCCGUCAGCCUCUCCAGCAAAGCGGCCACCUCCGCCAUCUCCAUCACAUCCAGCGACAGUGAAUGUGACAUCUGACACCGAGCGCCAUGACGAAGCGGGGGGGGCUCCCCAGUGCCUAUCGCUGUCCCCGGAGCCGGGGUACGGAGCCCCCCCCGAGCCGCCGGCCCCGCAGAGGACUGCAUUAAAACCCGUGAGAAAACGAAACAAAACAAAACAAAAUCGUUGUCGCCUUUAUUUCCGAGGAUUCGCAGAAUUCAUGCCUGAAAAAAAAAAAAAGAAAGAAAGAAAAAAAAAGGAAAAAAAAAAGAAAAAAGGGGGGGAAGGGAAAAAAAGAAAAGAAAAAAAAAGGAGGAAAAAAUGGAAAAAAAUACAGAAAAUGUUUAAAAAAAAAAAAGAAAAGAAAAAGAAAAGAAUGCCAACUGCAAAAUGCCCGAGCGCCCUUAUCCGGAGGGGGGGGGGCUCCGUGUGGAACAGGCGCUGUUCUCGUGGCUGGGUUUCUCUUUACUUUAAAGGGGUUUUUAUAUAUAUAUAUAUAAUGUUUAUUUACUUAUUUAAGGGAUGGCGAUGGUAGAUUUUUUUCUAUUAUUAUUAUUAAUUAUAAUUUUUUUUUGGCUUGUUCUCUGUGUGCACAGGUGACUUGUAGAGCAUGUGCAGGACGAAAACUGUAUGAAGCAGCCUAAAAACCGUAAUAAAAUAUUUGGUGAACGACCUUCGGAUCUGCUUUCAAAUGGCAGCGUACGGCCCCGGGCCCGGCGGUCCGCGCAGCGCAGCUCCGGCAGCCGCGGGCACUUCGGAACCAAAGAGCCGCGUCCCGGCACGGGGUGAAGUGUCGGCAAUGGGGGGGCCGGGGGGGUCGGGAAGGGGAGAGGGGAGCGGUCGUAGGAGGAUGCGGUGCGAGGGGAAAGGAGGGAGGAGGCAGCGCUGCAGUGUCUCGGGUUAGAGAUUUCGGGGGAAUGAAUGGGAAGGGAUGGGGAAAAGGAGGGGAAAAAACGAGGAGAGGAGAAAGAAGGGUGAAUUGUGCCAAGGCGGGGACGCCGGGCUUCCUCCCCGGUGAGUGCAUAGAGGCUGGAAAUGAGCAGCCCCGUGCCCGGGGAGGGUCGGAUCGGGGCGAAAUGACCCCAAAUCUCAGCGCCGUGGGGUCCCCCCCUUCUGUUUGACGGCUGUUUUUUCGGCAGGAAAGCAAACGGCGGCUCCGAGGAGCGGGCUAAGCUUUCACCCUCAACAGAAGGAUUUUAUAUUAUACAAUUUGACAUUGAUCUUUAAA
Molecule: messenger RNA, 2111 nt
Organism: Gallus gallus (chicken)
Lineage: Eukaryota; Metazoa; Chordata; Aves; Galliformes; Phasianidae
Gene: SIX6
Product: SIX homeobox 6
Exons: 2
Coding region: 182-922 (246 amino acids)
Biological process (GO): regulation of transcription by RNA polymerase II; eye development
Cellular component (GO): transcription regulator complex; nucleus
Molecular function (GO): RNA polymerase II cis-regulatory region sequence-specific DNA binding; DNA-binding transcription factor activity, RNA polymerase II-specific
Source: RefSeq, marked validated